GCGUCUGGCUUUCCUCCCCACAGCUCUGCGAGGAGGGGGCCGCGGCAAGGGAGACGCGUCGGGAGUGAAGGAUGCGCGAGCCGGGGACACCUCGCGCCAGAGCUGCAGAGUGCCCGCGCUGUGCCCGCCCGCCGCCCGCGCUCUCCCCGCUCUCCCCGUCUGCAUCCGGCCACCCAGGGGCGCGCACACGCUGCCGGCGGCUCCCGGGCUCCAGGAGGGCAGACCGCAGGGCCUCAGUGGCGGGAGCCAGGAGCCGGUGAGGCCAGGUCUCCGGGGCGCCCGGAGCAGCCUCGGCUGCCUGCUCUCCUCGCCACAAGGAGACACUGCAGGGAGCAGGCAGAGCUUUUCCUGCAGCUGGCGGGGACCUGCCGGGGCCGGAGCUCUCCCGCCAGCCUGCCCUGGAGGAGCAGCAUCGCCGCAGGCUCUGCCCUUUCCAGGUGGCGCCCAAGAAGGCAGAGGGGGCCGCGUACCCAUCGUCCCUCCCAGACGCGAGGAAAGGACUCCUGGCGGGCAAAACUUCGGUUUCCCUGUGCGUCUAACUCUGGGGUGUGCAAGAUCUGCUAGACCAUAGAGGGUUUCAUUUUUCACUUGCUUGGUGUUCGAGAAAAGCUGCACGGAGUGAGUGGUAAGAGGAAGAAGCAUUAUAAACUCUGGGAGUGGGGGACACCUUCUUGGAAGUGACAGGUAGCCUCAGACCUGCGGUUCCAGGGCCAGUGACAACGUCCUUGGCUCAGACACUCUGAAGGAUCUGGACGCUGCCACAUGACCCACACCAAAGACCCCAGGAGAGCCAUGGAACCCACGCUGGCGCCAUCCAGUUCUGCCACGGGCCCGGUCACCUUCUCCCACGUCUUUGGUCAGCAGUGCCAGCUCAUGGAAGCAGCUGUGCAGUCCCUGCACACCCUAAAUGACCAGAUAUCCCAUUUUAUCGUCACCAAGUCGAAGGCCCUGGAGGAAGACAAGGACCCCUUCCUACCCGCUGAGAAGGAGACUCUGAAGAGUUCCAUGAUACUGAUGAGGCAUCUCCUAAUGGACGCACAGGCCAAAAUCCUGAGCAUGAUGGAAGACAAUAAGCAGCUCGCGCUCCGCAUCGAUGGGGCGGUCCAGUCGGCCAGCCAGGAGGUGACCAACCUGCGAGCCGAACUCACGGCCACCAACCGGAGACUGGCGGAACUGAGCGGCGGCGGCGGCCCCGGCCCGGGCCCGGGAGCGGCGGCCAGCGCCUCGGCGGCGGCGGCGGACUCGGCGGCGGCGAACAUGGAGAACCACCAGCACGGCGCGCAAGUGCUCCUGCGGGAAGAAGUGGCUCGGCUCCAGGAGGAGGUCCACCUUCUCCGCCAGAUGAAGGAGAUGUUGACGAAGGACCUGGAGGAGUCCCAGGGCGGCAAGUCCUCCGAGGUCCUCUCGGCCACCGAGCUCCGGGUCCAGCUGGCCCAGAAGGAGCAGGAGCUAGCCAGAGCCAAAGAAGCCUUGCAGGCCAUGAAAGCCGACCGGAAGCGCCUGAAGGGCGAGAAGACGGACCUGGCCAGCCAGAUGCAGCAGCUGUACGCCACGCUGGAGAGCCGCGAGGAGCAGCUGCGCGACUUCAUCCGCAACUACGAGCAGCACCGCAAGGAGAGCGAAGAUGCCGUCAAAGCCCUGGCAAAGGAGAAGGACCUGCUGGAGCGUGAGAAGUGGGAGCUGCGGCGCCAAGCCAAGGAGGCCACGGACCAUGCCACGGCGCUGCGCUCCCAGCUGGACCUCAAGGACAACCGGAUGAAGGAGCUGGAGGCCGAGCUGGCCAUGGCCAAGCAGUCCUUAGCCACACUGACCAAGGACGUCCCCAAGCGGCAUUCGCUGGCCAUGCCGGGCGAGACGGUGCUCAACGGCAACCAGGAGUGGGUGGUGCAGGCGGACCUCCCGCUGACCGCGGCCAUCCGGCAGAGCCAGCAGACUCUCUACCACUCACACCCUCCCCACCCUGCAGACCGGCAAGCGGUCAGGGUGAGCCCCUGCCACUCCCGGCAGCCCUCUGUCAUCUCCGACGCGUCUGCCGCCGAAGGCGACCGGUCGUCCACGCCAAGCGACAUCAACUCCCCUCGGCACCGGACACACUCCCUCUGCAACGGCGACAGUCCCGGCCCAGUACAGAAGAACCUGCACAACCCCAUUGUACAGUCACUAGAGGAUCUUGAAGACCAAAAACGGAAAAAGAAGAAAGAAAAGAUGGGAUUCGGCUCCAUCUCGCGCGUCUUCGCCAGAGGGAAGCAGCGGAAGUCCCUCGACCCCGGCCUCUUUGAUGAUUCGGACAGCCAGUGCAGCCCCACACGGCAGAGCCUCAGCCUGUCGGAGGGGGAGGAGCAGAUGGACCGGUUGCAGCAGGUGGAGCUGGUCAGGACCACCCCCAUGGCCCACUGGAAGGCCGGCACCGUCCAGGCCUGGCUGGAGGUGGUCAUGGCCAUGCCCAUGUACGUCAAGGCCUGUGCGGAGAACGUGAAGAGCGGGAAGGUGCUGCUGAGCCUGAGUGACGAGGACCUGGAGCUGGGCCUGGGCGUGUGCAGCUCCCUGCACCGGCGGAAGCUCCGGCUGGCCAUCGAGGACUACCGCGACGCUGAGGCGGGCAGGAGCCUGUCCAAAGCCGCUGACCUGGACCAUCACUGGGUGGCCAAGGCCUGGCUGAAUGACAUCGGGCUGUCCCAGUACUCUCAGGCCUUCCAAAACCACCUGGUGGACGGGCGAAUGCUGCACUCCCUGAUGAAACGGGACCUGGAGAAACACCUGAAUGUGUCCAAGAAGUUCCACCAGGUCAGCAUCCUGCUGGGGAUCGAGCUGCUGUACCAAGUGAACUUCAACAGGGAGGCCCUCCAGGAGCGCCGCGCCCGCUGCGAGACACAGAACAUAGACCCCGUGGUCUGGACCAACCAGCGGGUGCUCAAGUGGGUGCGGGACAUUGACCUGAAGGAGUAUGCGGACAACCUGACCAACAGUGGCAUCCACGGUGCUGUGUUGGUGCUGGAGCCCACGUUCAACGCCGAGGCCAUGGCUACCGCCCUGGGCAUCCCCAGUGGGAAGCACAUCCUCCGAAGGCACCUGGCAGAGGAGAUGAGCGCUGUCUUCCACCCAGCCACCUCCUCAGGCAUCCGGGAGGCUGAGCGUUUCGGGACACCCCCAGGGAGGGCCUCCAGCAUCACGCGGGCGGGGAAGGAGGAGAACAGCGGUGGCGGUAUCAAGUACAAGGCUGGCCGGCUGCCCCUGGGGAAGAUAGGAAGGGGCUUCAGCAGCAAAGACCCCGACUUUCAUGAUGACUAUGGCUCUCUUCAAAAUGAAGACUGUGGAGAUGAUGACCCCCAGGGCAGGUCAGAGCAGUGCCGUCUGGAAGGCUACAACGGCCUCGAGGUCACCAACGUGUAAGGAAUGGAUUCCCCGCCAGACCCAGCACGAACACACCCACCAAGGACGAGUAUCCAGAUGCUGUCUCCACUGUACAUAGGGACCGCGGGCCGAGGAUACUCCUCUACUCCUGGGCAAAACCCCAGCAGACGGGAGCUCCAGGGAACAAGGUGGCUCUAGUCUGCCUGUCUCGAGCAGGCUGUGGACCUUCCAGCUCGGUGGAAAGACCUGUCGACCCAGCCUCUCUGUAACCCAGGCUCCACCUCAGAGCAACUGUCAGCCAGUGAGCAGUCCAGGCGGUCCCUGGAGCCUUGAACGGAGCUGCCAAGAGGGAAGGAGGCCGGCGGUUCCCCAAAACACCCUUCCAGAAGGAGCAGGCGGGACUCCAAUCAGACACGCAGAGCCCAGCACUGGCAGUGUAAGGAGCCAGCAAAGCCUGAGGCUGACCAGUGGUUCCUUCUGGCCAGCCUGGGGGAGCUCUUGGCUCCAGUCCCCGUAUCCCCGAUGACCGAGAACUCCGGUUCUGACUUGGGUCACUGAAUCUCUCUUGGGAGAACGCAAAAUGGGAUGGUCAUUCCCUUCCAUCCUAAAAGCCGUGUGUCACACGGGGUGGACACGUAGAAUGGCUGUUUGCUUUCUCCUCUCAUGAGUGGCUGCUCUGGGCAGGUGGAGGCAGGUGGGUGAUCAGGGAGGGGUGGGGCUUAGCAGCAAAGUUUCCAGGAAAUGCAGAUUUCCUGUCAUUGGGAUAAAGGAUAUCCUGAGGAUAGGACCAGGGAGGAUGGACUUAGAUCAGUGACAACCAGCUAUGACAGUGGGUUUGGGAUUGGAAGCAGGGAAAUGCUUGUCACUGUUGACCCAACAACGGUGACACUUGGUUGUGACGUCUCAGUCACCUGAAACAGGUGUGCUUCCCAGCGCCCUCCCUGAGACGAACCUUGCAGAGCAAAGUCAUGAAGGUGGUGGACGGAACCCCCAGCCCUUUGCCUGACUCUGCCACUGUUCUGCUGUGUGACUUCUUCCCGGUGGCCUCACCUCUCUGUGCCUCAACGUCUUCAUCUACAGUACUCCUGGCUCCCUCCCAGGGACGUCAUGAGAAUUAACACUUGCUAAUGUCUGUAACACACUUUGUAACCUCUCAGGAGACAGGUGGGAAGGUAUGGGGACAGAAGGAAGCGCCCAAUUUCCCAUUCACGACCCAGAACAGACAUUGAACGGGUCCUCUGCCGCUGUGUUCUGGUUGGGGCCAUGUGCAAAAGGAGGACAAGGAAUGCCUACCAUUCAGACUCUCUAGAGCCCCCGUAGGGCUUGACCAAAGAGAGAGGGGAAAAGCCUAUGUUACACCACCCUGGAAAACCAGUCUGAUUCAUGUGUUCAGGCUUGAGCCUGCUGACCUUGGCGCUGAGUGAUGAUUUGGGAGGACCAAGAUGCAUUGGGUUUCUACUGAUGCUUGAGUUGUCAGAAUCAUCUGGGGGGAUCACAACACUGAAGCCAUUCGCCCAAGAGUCACGAGAGGUCUGAAUUUCCAAGACUCGGUCGGACAGGUAAGUAUCCGCCUCUGAGAACCGUCAAAGCCCACAUUCUUCAACCCAAUGAACUGUUCGCCCUCCUAGGAAAAGCCUCCACCAAGGCGUGAUGAACUUGAGAAUGACUCCUCCCCAGGGCUGACGACCAUGGUUUUUUCUCUGACCUUAAGAUAAGCACAGCUUUUCUUGCCCCUGGAAACCAAACGCCUGGCUGGUGGACAGGUGGAUGGCCCCUGCCAUUCGUCUGAAUGUUUAGCCUCCGAGGGUCACAUCUCCGACUCCAGGGCCUGAGGGAGAAGCUCCGGUAUCUACCUUAGCUUUGCUGGGGUUCCGAACCCCAGGAUCCGCAUGACAUGCAGACGCACAAGGCACCUGAAGAUGCAGAGCCCACAGCCAGGAUGGGGUGGGGGGGCUCCCCUCUAACCUGAUGCCUCAGGUCCCUCCCAAGCCAGCAUCCAGGCUGGGCGACCCAGGACCCCAGGAUCUGCCUCUUUCAAGCCAGGCGGGAAAUGACUGCCACGGGAUGAGGAAAGGGGGCACAAGGGGGCCCGCGUGCAGCUCUGAAGCUUUAAAGCCAACGUUGGCCCGAGUUGUCAGACAUGAAGCUGAUGCUCCCCUCCCCCAUUCAUUCCCAUAGGGGAUAAGAUGGGCAAGUGGACAAUUUGGGGGGUCACUGGCGGGGAUGGCACUGCCCCCCCACCCAAUUUGCAGCAUCAGGCCAGCAGGUCUGGGGCAACGCGAGCAACGUUGAAAGCACCUUCUGGGCCCAGUGGUACAUUCUCUCCCAGCCCACGGCCCCAUCCUUUGCAGCCAGAGGAGCGUUUGGAACCGGUUUUUCCCACAAGGACAGGUCGGCUGAUAAACGAACAACCUCCACACACAGUCAAAUCCGGUGGCCUUUGUCUGCUGAAGAGAAAACCCCAAACAUCCGCUCUGCUUCAGGGGUGGGCAGGACUGAGCGGAGAGAUUCUGGGAGCAAUCGGACUCCGGCUGGCAGAGCGGCCACGGACGGAACGGUGACCCGCCACCGCCUGUCCACAGGGCCCGAGGUGUGGUCUUAGGGCUUCCAGACCUGGGAAUGCUUCUUGGAGAGGUGUCCUCAGUGCCCACGGGUACUAGCCCCUUUAAAAGAGGUAGUUGGUGCCAAAGGUUGGGGAGAACCAGAGUAAGCAGAGGCAUCCUGUAUUUCUGCGAGAAGCUAGGGACCCGAGCCCUCGGAAGGCACCUGCCCGGCAGACUCUGAGCCUUUCUCCUAAAAACCUGUCAUCAGGGCCCAGGCUAUAAGAGGCAGGAAGAAGCUGCAAGAAAACCUGGACCAGAUGCGGGAGAAGGGAAGGGGCCUCUGCACGGCCCAGCCGGCAUGGAGGGGGCCCGGGGAGGGAGAGCGCAGAACAGUGACCCCACAUCUUGAGGUCCCUCAACAGGGCUCCAUGUGGUUGAACGGGAAGAUUCGGCAGGACGAGAUUUCAGUAUCUGCUGUGGGGGACCCCGGAACCCUCUAUGGAUCCAAGCCUAGCCCUCCCACCAUCUGGCAAAAAGCAUAUGUCCGGGCACUGUCUCUUCUACGCUGCUCUUCCAGGCUCCAGCGGGCUCCCAGCAGCGGAGGAGCAAAAAGCCAGGGGACACAGCAGCUUCCGAAGCCAGCAUUAUUGCCAACGGCUGGCUGGCAAGAAGAACUUCCCAACACAGAGGCAGCUUGUGGCUGCACAGAGGACGAGUUAUCCGUGAGCAGAGAUGAUGCCCCUGGCCUUUCCGUGCCUGGUCACGGCCCCGUGUCUUCCCAGGAGUGAAUUUUAACCCUGUAACAAUAAAUACUACUGCACAGCGCUUUACUGA
Mustela lutreola (European mink) is the source of this 6728-nucleotide messenger RNA. It is a transcript of the gene KAZN, whose product is annotated as kazrin, periplakin interacting protein. Gene Ontology annotation, molecular function: protein binding. Bases 763 to 3390 code for a protein of 875 amino acids. The transcript is spliced from 17 exons. NCBI's taxonomy places the organism in Eukaryota, Metazoa, Chordata, Mammalia, Carnivora, Mustelidae. The record is from RefSeq and is a predicted model, not a curated record.